UGUUGAUAGAAGAAUAUUUUUUUACUGCCGAAAUCUGCAUUUGUGUCUGCCCUAAAGUCUUGCUGCAGUUCACAUCAAGAGCGCUUAGCUGAGAGUUUCUUUUUGUAAGACUGAUUUAGGGCAUGUGUAUGUGUGUGUGUGUGUGUGUGUGUGUGUGUGUGUGCGCAUGUGCGUACGCGUGUGUGUUCUUGUGGAGUGCAUGUGCACGUGCUUGCACACUCGGGUGCAGGUCUACACAUGUGCGUGCACGUACGCCUGCUCAACGGCACUUGCCAGUGCACUGUGUCUUCGUGUCGUCGUGGUGAUGCCUCUUCACCGCGGUCACAUUCUCUGUUGCCAUGGUGCCCAGCAGUCUGUACGCAGCCGCUGCAAGACGCUGUGCAUCGCACUGGGCAUCGGUGCGCUGGUGAUCGUCGUUGCUGAGGUGAUCCUGCGGAACGUUGGCGUCGACAACCUGCAUGUCUACAACUUCCACCGUGAUCUGUUGCACCUGGUUCGCGCUAAGGAACCAUGUUACCCCAGCAACCAAGCUGAGCGAUUUCGCUUCUUCCGCAAUACCCUGAAAGACGUUGAUGAGAUAUUCACGACAUUGGGUAUCCCCUACUGGCUGGACUUCGGCACUCUGCUGGCUGCAUCGCGAUCUCCUCACUUCAUCCCGUGGGACUACGAUGUAGAUGUGGCAGUCAUGCAGGCAGACUUCGUGCCGCGGUACACCGCCAUCUCCGAUGACCUGCGCAAACGAGGCCGCACCAUAUACGGCACGCGGGGCUGCCGCUACAUCAUCAACGCGUGGGAUCACGGGCUGCCGCUCAUCUUCGAGAUAUUCCUCUUUGCCAAUGGCUCGGCCGAGGACCUGACAUUAUUCGAGAGAUCCCAUGGUCGUCGAGAUAUAGCCCCGUCGUCGCCGCAGGAUUCCCCCACUCGCUCUCCGAUCAUCACACGCUGCAACCUGAGAGACGCGUAUCGCUACACCAUACCGCGCAAGUACGCUGAGGAUCUGGUACGCGUGCCGUUCGAAGGCGUGAACGCCUCGAUCCCGCGCCACCACACGGACAUGCUGCGUCUGUAUCGCUACCCCUACUCAUACGGUAUCACCAUUCCGUACAAGAUACGCUGCUACUUGACCGAGCCCGAGUACGCCUGGAUGCUCGCCGUCGCUCUUCUGUUUAUCGCCGUCGCCAUGGCAGCGUGUUACCAUGGUGUUGGGGUGUUACGACGUCGAGGGCACACGACAAAGAUUAAUCUCUGCGCUGUGACGUGAGGGUAUGGCACCUAGUUUUUUUUAAACAGAAAAAAACAAUGAACUUGAAUAGUCUGCAGGCAACCUGCCUACACUAGUGCUCUCAUUUCACACAAAUCCAAAACAAUGAACGUAACAGGAAUGAGGCAUCGUUCAGCUUCGUAAUUCAAAGAGAAAUGUUGAGCACACAUGCUCUUUCCCUGGACACUCCAAAUUCACAACUCAGUUCACUGCAUUACUUUCGACGUUUCGGCAAACUGCCAUCAUCAGGAUGCAGUAUGAAGUGGAAAUCUGGCAAUGGAAAGGUGGCUGCUUUCCGCACGACUUGACACUUGAGCGCUAGCUCCAGUGUGGGGAGCACUGAACCAACUACUCUAUAAGAAGUAUCGGCCAAGAAGUCGCUAUCAGUAUUUCUUAUGACAAUGGUGCUCAUCUCUAUCUCCUCGGCCUGACUUUAAAAAAAUGCUUACAGCGUCCGGGUUUUAUUUACUUUUACAAGAACUUGUCUUGGAAAUGUUUUUUUAAUGGAUUUCUUUUUCAAAAUACAUAAAACGGUUUUACUGAUUACGUUUUCAAUGGAGGUUACUCAGCACAAACCA
This is a messenger RNA of Sycon ciliatum, 1839 nucleotides long. RefSeq lists its product as uncharacterized. Lineage: Eukaryota; Metazoa; Porifera; Calcarea; Leucosolenida; Sycettidae. The coding region runs from base 167 to 1261 and encodes 364 amino acids. The transcript has 4 exons. The record is from RefSeq and is a predicted model, not a curated record.